Messenger RNA from Penicillium mononematosum, 975 nucleotides. RefSeq names its product Transcriptional coactivator/pterin dehydratase. Bases 1 to 975 code for a protein of 324 amino acids. The transcript has 3 exons. Gene Ontology annotation, biological process: tetrahydrobiopterin biosynthetic process. The record is from RefSeq and is a predicted model, not a curated record. Gene Ontology annotation, molecular function: 4-alpha-hydroxytetrahydrobiopterin dehydratase activity. Lineage: Eukaryota; Fungi; Ascomycota; Eurotiomycetes; Eurotiales; Aspergillaceae.
AUGCAAAAAGAAGAAGAAAAGAUGGCUAUCCCAGCUCCCAUCAUCGAACUCCCCCAAACCCCAACCAUCACCAACCUAAUGACAACCUUCUGCUCUUCCUCCUCCACGCCCAAGAUCAUGCAAGACACAAUCCACACCUUAACCCACGAGAUCAUUUCCGCCGCCAAAUCCCACGACCCAACCCUCAAGUCCCCGACAACAAUGAUCCCCAUCCUCCGCGGAGCCUUACCCAUGUUCGUAGCGGCACAGCCUCUCCUUCCCGCUACUUCAUGCAUUCUAGCCCGGUGCAGCAAGAUGAAAGGCACACAGGAUGUGGUUGUGGACUGGCUAGGCCGACGACCAUUCCCACCGGCGUCUGAUGACGGGAAGAUUGUUAUCCUCGAUACGAUCAUUGCUACUGGGGAUACGGUCGUCAGGCUUUGUGAGGAACUGUGGGAGAUGUGUGGGGGCCUGCCAAGGUCGGUUGUGGUAUUGUGUGUCUAUGCAGCUCCCGAGGCAUUGGAAAGGGUGGCUCGUUGUCCGGUGGUGGAGUAUGUUGUUGUUGGGAGACAGGCUGAGAGAUGCGAUGAGAGGGGAUAUUUGGUUCCGUAUACGAAUGGAGAUAUAGGUGAUAAGAUUUAUGGGGGAGUGUGGAAAAAGGAGGGCAAGAUGGGGGAGCCUGUUGUUGCGGAAGGAGAGGAUGUGGAGAGAGUUUUGUCGGGGGUGCAGAGCUUACUGGUUGAGAAUGGGGGAUUGUGGAAAUUGACGGAGGAUGGAUUGGCGAUUGAACGGGAGGUUCAGUUCCCCGGGUUUAAAGAGGCUUGGGAAAUCAAGAGGUUUAUGAAUCAUGUGGCAGAUACAGCGACUAAGCUUCGACACCAUCCCGAAUGGUCAAAUGUUUAUAACAAAGUCUCCAUCCGUUGGACGACUCAUCGCCCUAAAGGUUUGACCAGCUUGGAUGUUGUCGCGGCUCAGCUCUGUGAUAGCUAUGUAUAA